This is a messenger RNA of Dentiscutata erythropus, 1534 nucleotides long. The record is from the annotation of a GenBank genome assembly. Lineage: Eukaryota; Fungi; Glomeromycota; Glomeromycetes; Diversisporales; Gigasporaceae.
AUGAGCGAAUCAGUGCCAACAGAUCUUCAAUCGUGCGUCAAAGACGAACGUCUUGUUGACAAAGAGAAACAAAGGGAAAUUGAUUUGAAGGAAUUUCCGGCUACUGCAAAUGGUGUUAUAGAUGCCUAUCCGGGAUUAAAUAGUCAAGACCUUCAAAAUGUUAUCUUACUUAUUGUCCUUUAUUUGCUCCAAGGAAUUCCUGUUGGUUUAGCAUUCGGUUCUAUACCUUUCCUCCUUAAGUCCAAAUUGUCAUAUUCGCAAAUAGGAAUUUUUUCUCUAGCUACAUAUCCUUAUUCACUUAAAUUACUAUGGUCUCCAAUUGUGGAUGCUUUAUAUUCAAAAAGUGUCGGACGCAGAAAAAGUUGGAUAAUACCUAUUCAAUUAUUGACAGGAAGUUUAUUUUUUUGGCUCGGGAAUAACAUAGAUCAAAUACUCGAGGAGAAGCCAGAUAUCUAUUCCUUGACUCUAUUGUUUUUCACGUUAAUAUUUCUUUGCGCGACACAAGAUAUCGCAGUUGAUGGGUGGGCUUUGACUUUACUAUCCAAAAAUAGUUUGUCUUAUGCAUCCUCUGCACAAACUAUCGGGUUGAAUACUGGAUAUUUUUUAUCUUUUACUGUUUUUCUUGCAUUCAAUUCCGUAGAAUUCAGCAAUAAGUAUUUUAGAAGAGAGCCGCAUGAUGAAAGUCUUUUGACGCUUGGGUCAUACCUAUCUUUUUGGUCCGUAGCUUAUUUUGCAGUGACAUUCUGGUUAAUAUUUGUUAAGAAAGAGGAUUCCUCGCAUCCCGACGAUGAGAUGGAUAUUACAACUGUUUAUAAAACGAUAUGGAAUAUCUGUAAAAUGCCCCAUUUGCGCAAGUUUAUUGCAGUGCUUUUAGUGGCAAAAAUUGGUUUCAUAGCAAAUGAAACCGUCACUGGGCUUAAGCUACUGGAGAAGGGAUUUAGCAAAGAAGACUUGGCUUUGGCUGUUUUGAUAGAUUUCCCCUUUCAAAUUAUGGUCGGAUACUAUGCAGCUAAAUGGAGUAAUGGUAGUGAGCCUCUGAAACCGUGGAUAUACGCUUUUUACGGGAGACUCAUUUUCGCCAUUGUUGGCAUGCUGGUCGUUCUUAUGUAUCCUAAUAAUAAUGAGAUAUCCCUUGGCUUCUUUUUCUUUGUGAUUUUUAGUACCGUAAUGAGUUCUUUUAUGAGCACGGUUCAAUUUGUCAGCAUUUCAGCAUUCAUGGCAUUAAUUGCCGAUCCUACGAUUGGUGGAACAUAUAUGACUCUUUUAGCGACAUUUAGCAAUCUGGGUGGUACAUGGCCUCGCUUUUUUGUCUUGGAAGCAGUGGAUUAUUUUACUGAAGCUGUAUGCUAUAAUAAAACGAACCCGGCAAAUUUCGUUAAUUGCGUUACUGAAGAGGAAAAGGCCGAUUGUAAGUCAAGUGGUGGUACUUGUAUUGUUAGUCAAGAUGGAUAUUUUUUUGUUUCCAAUCUGUGCGUUUGUGUUGGUUUCUUCUUGUUGGUCGUAUUCAUUUUACCUCAUGUCAAGCAUCUACAGU